CGAGGAGGCUCAGGGGGAACCUCACGCCUCCCUACAACUCCCUGGACGGAGAAUGUAGUGAGGUGGGGGUCGGUCUCUGCUGUGUCUGCAGCGCGAGCACCAGAGCAAAUGGCCUUCAGCUGAGACAGGGGGGACGCAGAUUAGUGUAUGCUUUUCAGAGCUCCCUGGCUUGCGAAGCGUUACCUGGUUAAACUGGAGUUGAAGCAGGACAACGCCAGCCCCUCCUGGUCCAGAAAAGAAGCCAUCCUGGUACCACGAGAUUGCAUCAAGCCCACUGCAAACCCAGGAAGCCCGAUAACACCGUGCACAGGCACACCAGCAAGCACAGCCCCUGCCCCGGGGGCAUGCAUGCUCCAGCGCUCCCAGCCUCCCCAAACCUGACAGGACAAGUGUCGAGGCCGCAGGGCUCCGCCGCGGGACCGGCCCUCGGGAAGCAUGGGAAAGGGCUACAAGGUGGUGGUUUGUGGAAUGGCCUCAGUGGGAAAGACUGCGAUUUUGGAGCAGCUUCUCUAUGGAAAGCACACUGUUGGCUUAGAAGAGGGUGCCACGAUGGAAGAUGUGUAUUUGGCGUCGGUGGAGACAGACCGGGGCGUGAAGGAGCAGCUGCGGCUCUAUGACACCAGGGGGCUGCAGGAGGGCGUGGAGCUGCCCAAGCACUAUUUCUCUGUGGCCGACGGCUUCGUGCUGGUGUACGCCGUGACCAGUCUCGAGGCGUUCCAGAGAGUCGAGCUGCUCAAAAAGGAGAUCGACGUCUUCAGGGACAAAAAGGAGCACACAGGGUGGUGGAGGAAGGCAGGCUCAAGUUUGACGGCAAACGAAUGUGCAGUCACAGGAGAGGUUGCAGUUAUUGUCCUGGGAAACAAAACUGACCUCCUGGACCAAAGGCAAGUGGAAACAGAAGCAGCACAGCAAUGGGCAAGGGCUGAGAAAGUGAGACUGUGGGAAGUGACUGUGACAGAUCGGAAAACACUGCUUGAACCCUUCACCUUCUUAGCUAGCAAGCUGUCCCAGUCCCAGAACAAAUCAACAUUUCCCUUGCCUGGAAGGAAGAGCAAAGGGAAUAACUGUGAAAACUAGACUAGCUUAGCAUUGUCUCCUGCUGCCAGGUCACAGUCUAAGUCCUUUUUGUGCCAUUUGCUUCUUGCAAAGUUUCACUUCAAGCAAUAAUAUCAUUCAGCAAUAAAAUCAGCCAGUUUAUAGCUAAGAGGUAUCCUUCCUUCUCACAGACUUGGCUUGGAAAAGCCACUGGUGGUCAAAGCCGCAAAAAGCACUUUAUGAGAGUUGUUUUCCAACCAGGGUUAUGGAGGAGGAAGGGAUAGAUGGAUACCUCUCUAGCAGGGGCUUUUACUAUGCCUGGAUAUAGCCAUGUUGAGGGACAAAUCAACAAGCUUACCAGUAUAUAAUCCUCUUGCAGAUCUAUAGCCUGUAGUCACAAAAAGUAUUAGCUGCAAUAAAGCACUCAAUUUGGAAAGGUGAUAUAUUUGAAAUGGCAACAGUUCUUUUACCUUGACCUUAAACAGGGCCACAGGGCUUUUUGAUGCUGCAAGAGGCUGAGAUCAGUGUCUUGCUGUAUGAGAAGGGUAUGGAACAGGAGAAACAGUUAUCAGAUUUAGCAAGAAAAAAAAAAUAGUGGGAAAAAAAAUUAUAAAAAAAUCACUUCCCACAUCUUCUGGGAAAUACCCCAUGUACCUUGUCAACAAAGUCUAGUACACAGUGCUUUCAGGUCAGGAAUUCAUUUGUAGAAACCAGAAAAACUCUCAGAGCACUCACUGACUGAACAACAACCUAAGGACAACAUAGCUGUGGGUUUGUUCCAGCAUGUCCACAACAAAUCAGUCACUUUCCCAUAGGUGGUGAUUUUUCUGAGAAUUAUAUAUUGUAUUUUGUAUGCAGGAGGCAUUGCUGGGCUCUGCUUAGGGCAUGCUUACCUGGCUGCUAAGGCAAGCUGCAGCAAUCCACCCUCCCUAGGCCAGAUAACAACUGGUACAAAGUGCUGUAUGGCUCUGCAGGUGGGGGCUAAGGAGGGUAGGAGGCUGCCUUUUUGGAGACAUCCCUGUGGGAAUGCCCAGAAAUCCCCGUACAAAUGGCACUGGUCUUCACGUGCUGCAUAUGGUCCGGCUGUGGGAGCACAACUGCAUGUGCUGUGUUUGGCUCAACACUGACAAACCUGUGUGCUGCAGCAAUCUGCUGUGCCAGGCCAGCCUGGCAGUAAACUGAACAAAAGGGGAUAUACAGAGUAACAGAGCAACUUUUCCCAGAGACAAGGGCCAGUUUUUGGCAUCUAACAACCUCCUGUACUAAUUGAUGCUCACUUUUCUUUAUAUUUGAAGGCAAGAGCAGGGAGAGGGAGCGAAGUACCCAGUUUCUGCAUUUUCCACUACAUUAAUCCUCUUUUGAACAAAUACUGAGAAUUUCACUGUGAAUCAGCAAAACCACAAGCAAUAUUUGCACUGUCAUAUCAUAACUGCUAAAUAGCAUGCUUAAUGAUGACAAUUAAGCUCAUAGUAUUGUUCUUCCUGAAUACUGAUUAAUAAAGCCUGUCAGCAUUACUAAAGUC
Ficedula albicollis (Collared flycatcher) is the source of this 2557-nucleotide messenger RNA. It is a transcript of the gene NKIRAS1, whose product is annotated as NFKB inhibitor interacting Ras-like 1. The transcript is spliced from 7 exons. Gene Ontology annotation, molecular function: GTP binding; GTPase activity. The coding region runs from base 436 to 1077 and encodes 213 amino acids. Gene Ontology annotation, biological process: canonical NF-kappaB signal transduction. The record is from RefSeq and is a predicted model, not a curated record. Lineage: Eukaryota; Metazoa; Chordata; Aves; Passeriformes; Muscicapidae.